CCCCAAUAAUACUCUGUGCACGUCAGCCGCCCAGAGCGUACCAGACAGCGGCUAAGGCAAAGUGGAGCUUGCAAGUUCACUCCUUUAGUGGCGCCGCGUCCGUUCUUCCGGUGAAGUAGAGAUGAUCAGUGCUGGAUGCUUCGCCUGCGCCAAUUCCAUCCUCAUCUCUCCUCCUACAAAAUAUUCUAUUGCUUCCCCAUACUUUCUUCCUAUUCCCGACUACAAGGUUUCCUUCCAAAACCACAGCCUGCAUAAACCCUUAUCUGCUUCCAGCCCUAAUUCAAAUGUACAAUCUUUCCGAGUUAAUGCAGCGGGUUUUAACCCAAGCACAAAACCAAAUAGCAUUGUUUGCAGCGACUGUGAUGGAAAUGGUGCAGUAUUAUGCAAGCAAUGCAAAGGAAGUGGAGUAAACUCUGUUGAUCACUUCAAUGGCCAAUUUAAGGCUGGAGAAUUAUGCUGGCUUUGCAGGGGGAAACGGGAUAUCUUAUGCGGUAACUGCAAUGGUGCUGGCUUUAUUGGUGGCUUUAUGAGCACAUUUGAUGAUUAGAACGUUAACUAUAAAUGUGCCAUUGGUUUGGUUAAUGUGUGAUGGAAUACUUCACCUGAAACUCACAUGUUCUACUUCUUAUAUAGAAUAUUUCUAUUUUCUCAGCUAAAGGUCCUGUCUUUAAUUAUGUUCUGCAAGUUGUUAUGGUAAAAAUGUCAAGUAUAGAACUUAAUCCUAUUAAAACCAGGCGUCCAUAGUUUGAAAAAAAGGCUUAUUCAGCGUUUUUUUUUUUUUGGC
Molecule: messenger RNA, 784 nt
Organism: Phalaenopsis equestris
Lineage: Eukaryota; Viridiplantae; Streptophyta; Magnoliopsida; Asparagales; Orchidaceae
Exons: 4
Coding region: 122-547 (141 amino acids)
Source: RefSeq, a predicted model, not a curated record